GCCGCCACACCGGCAUCUCCUUGUUGUCUUCGAAAUAUUUUUUCAGUAAGAAAAGUGAUUUGGUGGCAGACUUGCGCGCCCAUGUCAUGUACGUAUGGGCCUAUAUCUUGGGCGCACUUCUUCUGCACAUCAUAUCUCAGCAUGUACUGUAACGCAGUAUAAAACUACCUGUCACGAAGCAUAUGUUUGUACACAAACAACUCCCAAUCGUCUGGUAUAUGGCCAGCCACUUUUUCGUUCUCGCCAUUUAUUGACAAUCGCGACCAAUACUAUUCAUAUUUAUCCGAUUGACUUUCUUUGAAGGGGUCAUCAUGGAAUGGAGAAAUUUGUUAACCUCUUCAAAAUCUGGCAAAGAAUGAUGAAUCAAACUGAAGAGCUUGAAAGUAUUCUCGAUUUCCAGAAUGCAACCAGCGGUAGUGUGAAGGCCAUCAAAAUCAAUGUAUUUAUUAUGUUUGCUCAUUUUAUCUGUUGCGUCAACGUGUUUAUAGCCAGCGUCAUCGUUUCCAUGCGGAGACUGCGGAGCAAACCGCGCAACAUCUUACUCCUUGGGCUCAUACUCUCCGAUCUCUCAGCGUUCGUGCCGGUGCUUAUAGAAUUCGCUUAUUUGCAUUUCCCAAGUCUAGAGCUCUGUCAAACCUACGUCGCCAUCUCCGGCUUGCCGUACAUCCUAUUCUUGAUCCAUACGCUUUUAGCUUUGGUUGACAGGUACACUGCUAUAGCGCAUCCACUUUGGCAUUUCAAUCAAGUCACGCCCGUUUUAAUCGUCCGUUGUCAGCUCGUAGCCUCGUUAACCGCUUCUUUCGUCUACAAAUUCCCUUACGUCGUUCAGUUUUUACCGCUCAGCUGCGAAUUGCAAUUGCUCCAAGAGUCCAACUCCAUCGCGUUUACGUUGAUGAUUUUGUUUUCUAGCUGCAUCCUGGCCCACGUCAUCGUCUACCGACAGACGAAGAGAGUCCUUGCCAAUUACGUACCAAAAGGGUGGAAGCGAGAGACUUUCACGAGUUCCAAGAAUGAAAAGCGAGCAGCAGUCGUCACGCGUUCCGAAGGUGUCCAAUCUCUCCAACAGCAGCCAUUGCCGAUUUUCCAGCAGCCUCUUUCUUCGAUGAAUAGCGAAGUUACGCAGCAGCAGCAGGUGCCAGUUGACGAGAUGGGCAUUCACAUAUCCGAUCGCCGAGUCAGCCAGUUGGAAGUGGAGGCGACUCGGACGAUGAUAGUCAACGUGACGUCCCUUUCCAUUAUGACAGGUCCCUUUAUAUUGUUCACCUUGACCGUCUUCCUCUGCCGAUUUAGCGGCGAGGAACAAGUCUGCAGUUCUCUUGCGUGGCUGGCUCCCUAUUUGAAAGAAUUGGUAGUUUUACACGCCGUUUAUCAUCCAGCAAUUCAAUUAUCCCGCAGUUCGGAACUCUCGUCAGCUAUGAAGCAGUGGCUCAAUGGGUAACGACCUCCAGUGGUUUCUAUUACCCAACAGCAAGUCCCAAAACCCUUCGAUAUUGCGCUUACCUAUGAAAACCGCUUUAACAAUUGUUAUUCUCAUGUCUUUAGCACGUAUUCGAUGUUUAUCAAUAGCGGACUGGAAUUGUUCAGGAAGCGUGGCUAUAUUAUCGCCAGUAUGUGAUAAAGUGACGGCAUUGCUAUAUUUGUUCCAUAUUGUUCAAUGUAAACUUGAAGCUUAAAGAAUAACAAAUUUCAGAAUUUGAAAUGUUAAACCUUUUUAUAGUUUCUGCUGAUUUGUUUACACAGCGUCACAAUGGAGCAAAACUAGAUGUUAAGUCGGGAUUCUGUUUAUAGAAUAAUUCCUCUCGACAUGCUUUUCAUUCUCACACCACAUCACCUGGAAUUUCUCACGGUGUAAACUUCGAGAACACGUUUCCUUUUACGUCUCUAAUAUCACCUUUUCUUAUGUGCCAUUCAAACUUUCUCCAACUGUGUAAUCUUCUUUUCCUCUGUCAGCAGACCAUUUUAUAAAUCGAUCGACUUCGGCGACUCAGAAAGCCUCUUAUCAACUUCAAUUUAAGAUUAUUAUUUUGACGGU
Daphnia pulicaria is the source of this 2032-nucleotide messenger RNA. RefSeq lists its product as uncharacterized. Gene Ontology annotation, cellular component: membrane. Gene Ontology annotation, molecular function: G protein-coupled receptor activity. Bases 317 to 1438 code for a protein of 373 amino acids. The transcript is spliced from 2 exons. The record is from RefSeq and is a predicted model, not a curated record. Gene Ontology annotation, biological process: G protein-coupled adenosine receptor signaling pathway; adenylate cyclase-activating G protein-coupled receptor signaling pathway. Lineage: Eukaryota; Metazoa; Arthropoda; Branchiopoda; Diplostraca; Daphniidae.